AUGGCCAUUGUCGGAGGCUUGGCCCUUGCCAUCUACUACGCCCCCAUCCCAUGUAUGCGCACAUUUCCCAUCACCUUUGACGGCUCCGGCGACAUUGUCUACCCGGAAUGGGCCUACCCCUACCGCGGCUGGCUCCUCCCCGCGCACCAGGCCGGCACGCUGUCCCUCGGCGGUCCGAUGCUCGUCUACCUCGUCGCCGGCGCCUUGCGGCUACACUCCCUGUGGGACGCCAGCAACGCCGUCCUCGGUACCGCCUGGGCCGGGCUCCUCGGCGCCCUCGCCCAGGUCGUCCUCAAGCAGCUCGUCGGCGGCUUCCGCCCUUACUUCCUCUCCGUCUGCAUGCCCGACCCGUCUCUCGGCCGCGCCAACAACCGCACCGGCCUCAACGGCGUCGGCUUCCAGCGCGUCAUGUACUCGACCGACGUCUGCACGCAGCCGGACCCCUGGCUGCUCAAGACGGCCGCCACCGCGUUCCCCAGCGGCCACGCCACCGCCGCCUUCGCCGGCCUCGGCUUCCUCUUCCUCUGGACGCACGCCAAGCUCAAGGUCUGGGCCGACCACCGCCCGGCGUUCUGGAAGCUCGCCCUCACGCUGCUGCCGCUGCUCGUCGCCGCCACCGUCGCCUGCGCGCUGACGGUCGACGCCGCGCACAACUGGUACGACAUCGCCGCGGGCGCGGCGAUCGGCGUCGGCGCGGCGCUGGCGUCGUACCGCGCUUCGUACGCCGCCGUCUGGGACUGGCGCUACAACCACAUCCCGCUGCUGCCAGGGCAGCCAUUCGCGUACGAUGGUGACGGCGAGGCGGAUCACGUGGCGGCGACUCUGGCGCAGACUGCGGGAUGGGGCGCGUCGUCGCGGAAGAAACGCUGGCUGCCGGAGGAGGAGCCGGAGGGGGCGUCGAGUGGUACCGGUGCGGUGGGAAGGCGGGCCUUUGACUGGCAAGAUGCUGAAGAUGCGUAA
Cordyceps fumosorosea ARSEF 2679 is the source of this 960-nucleotide messenger RNA. RefSeq names its product phosphatidic acid phosphatase beta. Gene Ontology annotation, biological process: phospholipid metabolic process. The transcript has 2 exons. Gene Ontology annotation, molecular function: phosphatidate phosphatase activity. Lineage: Eukaryota; Fungi; Ascomycota; Sordariomycetes; Hypocreales; Cordycipitaceae. The coding region runs from base 1 to 960 and encodes 319 amino acids. The record is from RefSeq and is a predicted model, not a curated record.